Molecule: messenger RNA, 2980 nt
Organism: Vidua macroura (Pin-tailed whydah)
Lineage: Eukaryota; Metazoa; Chordata; Aves; Passeriformes; Viduidae
Product: E3 ubiquitin-protein ligase HECTD3-like
Exons: 19
Coding region: 133-2895 (920 amino acids)
Molecular function (GO): ubiquitin-protein transferase activity
Source: RefSeq, a predicted model, not a curated record
GAGGGAGGCGGGCACGACGGCCCCGCCGGAGGCGCCCGGGCCCGGCGGGCACUCCAGGGCGGGCACGGUCGGGGCACAGUCGGCACAGCCCGGGGCGCAGCGCAGCGACGCGGAGCCGGUGGCCGGAGCGCGAUGAAGGCGGGCGGGGAAGCGCCGCACCAGGUGCUGGGCCGGCUGCGGUUCCUGCUGCAGUGCAGCGAGUGCUUCCGCCGCGCCCGGGCGCUGCCCGCCGCGCUCUGCUACGUGCCGCGGGAGGUGCAGUACAAGAUCUGCAAGGACCCCUCGGCCGCCGCGGCCGCCGCCGCCCGCAGCCUGCUCAGCGUGUGGGACAGCCCGGGGCCGGCGCGGGGCGGCAAGCGGGCGGCGCGGGCCACGAUCGAGGUGCGGAAGGGCGGCUGCCUGCGCGCCACCGGCGAGGAGUACUGCAACAGCGCCGGCCUCUGGGUCAAGCUCAGCAAGGAGCAGCUGGAGGAGUACACGGGCACCCUUGGCUUGGCGGAGGGCUGGGUCCUGGCGCAGAGGUUCGGAGAGGGAGGAGAUAAAUUAGUCCCGGUUGACUCCGUGCAGAGGAUCCAGUGUCAGCACCAAACGCUGGGGGUUGAUUACAGACCUGCUGUCAGCUGGGAACAAGUGGUGGACCUGACGUACUCCAUGCGCCUUGGAGAGAUGCCCAGGCUCAUAGAGCAGGAUGAGGCCGCUGUGCAGAAGUUUCGGUCCGUGCCCCCAGGCUGGACCUAUGAGCACGACAUGGAGCUGGGGCGCUUCCUGUACGAUCACAGCGAGAAGAAGCUGCAGUGCGUGGACUGCACCAAGGAACACAUCAACAGCAUCGAGGUGUCCUCACACAUGGAGGAUUGCGUUGCAGCCCAUCUGACAGACAACCUGACGUACACCUUCUGGGAGAGCAGCGGGCCCCCGGGGCAGCACUGGGUGCGGCUCAACAUGAAGAAAGGCGCCAUUGUCAAGAGGCUGUGGCUGAUGCUAGAUGGGCAGUCCAACUCCUACGUACCCAGGCGAGUGGCUGUGUAUGGGGGAACACCAAGCAGGCUGCAGCACCUGAGAACAGUCCUAAUUAACGAGAACAGCUACCAGAAUGUCUGCAUCCUCCGCGACAUGAAAACCCACAUGCCAGUGCUGGAGAUCCGCUUCCUGGAGUGCCGGGACCAAGGGUACAAUGUCCGUCUGCAGGGGAUUAAGAUCGUGUCCUUCUGGGAGUGGGACCUGAUCCUGAACGCCGACAUGUUCCAGCCAGCCCGGCUGGUUCGCUACCCUCUCCUGGAAGGCGUGGAUGCCGACAUGCUGUACCGGCGAGCUGUGCUCAUUCAGAGGUUUGUCCAGCUCUUGGAAAGUGUUCUGUGUUACCUGAUCCCCCUCUCCGAGGACAGCAUUGGCACCUUCAAUGCACUUAGGAGCAUGAAGCCAUUCCUGCUGCUGUCCAAGCAGAGUGAAGCCCUCAUUGCCCACUGUCUGCAGUCCUCGGAGAGCUCUGCUCCUCACACCCUGCCAAAGCUCUACAUCAACCGGCUCCUGGCCCGGGAGCACCGUGCCAACCCCACACUGGACCCCAGCUGUAGGAACGCCGUCUUCACCCAGCUGUAUGAAGGCCUCAGAUCUUCCAAGAACAAUCAGCCCCUGGACUACAGGUGGCCCCUGACCUACAGCCAGUGGUGGGAGUGCGAUUUCAUCACUGAGGGCAUCAUUGACAAUGGUGGUGGCUUUCGGGACAGUCUGUCAGAUGUGUCAGAGGAACUGUGUCCCAGCUCCAGUGAUGUCCCAGUGCCCCUGCCAUUCUUUGUGCGCACCUCCAAUCAGGCUAACAGCAGCAGUGACACCAGGGACAUGUAUGUCCCCAACCCCUCCUGCAAGGACUUUCCCAAGUAUGAAUGGAUUGGGCAGCUGAUGGGAGCAGCCCUGAGGAGCAAGGAGUUUCUGGUGAGGACAACAGAGCCUUCCUGGCCAGUAAGGGGGCUUGUCAGGGGCCACCCUGUCUUGGGCAGAGGGGGGCUGCCCAUGGGUGAAGGAGAGGCAGGAAGAGAAUGCUUGUGUCCACUCCUUUUGGCAGAUCCUGUCUUUGCCGGCGCUAGUGUGGAAGCAGCUGGCAGGGGAGGAGGUCAGCUGGAGCAAGGACUUUCCCACUGUGGAUUCAGAGCUGGUGAGCAGGGCUGGGUGCUGGCAGAGCAGUGCUGUGCUCUCUCAUGGCUGCUCUGGCUCCACUGUGGUGGGUAUUGCUCCUUUGGAUUGCAGGUGAAGCUGCUGGAGGUGCUGGAGAGGGUGGACAGGGAAGGCUUUGAGUUCAUGUUUGGCAGAGAGUUGACCUACACAACAGUGCUGAGUGACCAGCGCGUGGUGGAGCUGAUCCCCAACGGCAGCAACACCGCUGUGUGCUACGAGGACCGCAAGGAGUUCAUCCGCCUGGUGCAAAAGGCUCGGCUGGAGGAGAGCAAGGAGCAGAUUGCAGCCAUACGUGCUGGGCUGCUCCGUGUGGUGCCCCAGCCUGUGCUGGACCUGCUCACUUGGCAGCAGAUGGAGAAGAGGAUCUGCGGGGACCCGGAGAUCACAGCGGCUGAACUACAGAAAUUCAUCAAGUUUGAUGACUUCCCCUCUGAUGAUACCCGUAUCCAGUAUUUCUUGGAGGCACUCAACAACUUCACCAGUGAGGAUCUCAGCCGUUUCCUCAAGUUCGUCACCGGCCGGAGCCGCCUCCCAGUUCAGAUCAACGUCUACCCGGAAAGGUCGAACUUGGAUGCAUUGGACCUGAUGCCACAGGCCUGCACGUGCUCCUGCUCCUUCUUCUUGCCCAACUAUUCCUCAGCCAAGGUCUGUGAGGAGCUGCUGCGCUACGCUGUGUACAACUGCAUGUCCAUCGACACCGACAAGAACCCCUGGGAUGAAUGAGACCCCCAUGUGCCCCACGCCAUGGGAGCCUCGAGGACACUGGAUUCAAUAAAACUGCAGGGCCAGAUCCUGCUCUCCUGCCCCA